CCAAAAUAUUUGAAAAAAAAAAAUUGUAAAUAAUUGGAAAAACCUCUUGUUGAAAAAUUUUAUGGUGAUAGCAAACGUUAUCGCAAGUCGACUCCAGUGACGGGUGACGCAUAGUUACUCGACUUUACGCUUGGUGUGGGCGGCCUGCCUUCUGCUGCUAGUUCCCUGCACCCGCCUCCAACUCCACCCCCAAACGAAGCUCGCCGAAUCGAUUGAAAUUGGAUAAGAAGAACAAAAAGCAAAGAACUCGACGUAGAGAACCAUAUGCAGAAUAUUCCGAGUGGCUGGUGGCAGAUGCAAUGACGACAGUGGAGCGAGAGUUGUUAAAAAAAGUGAAUGAGAAAAUUGAUUUGAUUGAACCCACAACGGGAAAACUGUUUUUCGAGCACAAGACGGAGCUAAUAUUCUGUAAGCCGCAUUUGAUGCCGUUAAAAACCCAGGCAUUGGAGCGUUUGGAGGAAAUGCAUCGUGAGACAGCGCGCCAGUUGCAAAAGAAACGUAAUAAUCCGGAAAAGUCGACAAGCCAGGAACAACAGGCUUCCUCCCCCUCCACAUAGGCGUC
Molecule: messenger RNA, 562 nt
Organism: Drosophila willistoni
Lineage: Eukaryota; Metazoa; Arthropoda; Insecta; Diptera; Drosophilidae
Gene: BBIP1
Product: BBSome-interacting protein 1
Exons: 1
Coding region: 300-557 (85 amino acids)
Biological process (GO): cilium assembly; receptor localization to non-motile cilium
Cellular component (GO): BBSome
Source: RefSeq, a predicted model, not a curated record